UGGUGUCAGUUUCCUCCAUUUACAUAAAGAUGCUUUGACCUAAAAGCAGAACAGGAUGAGAGCUAGGAAGGGAAGUAUUUAAUGAAAUCAUACAGAGCAGAGAGAAACAAGCAAAAAGUUUAAAACUUUAUUAACUUCCCAUCUGUGUUUAGAAAGGAAGCUUUCACUGUGAGAGACUGACAUUGACUACAGCAGCAAAGCAACCACAGACAGAGCAGCUACUAUAGCAUGUUGUUGCCGGAUAACGUUUUUUGCAAGACAGGAAAUGAGCGAAGCAGAGAGAUAGAACCAGAGAGGACGACUCUGCCUACAUUGGCACAAACAACGCUCGCCAUAGCAGCCUGUGAAUCAGAUCAAACAGGAGUUCAUGGACCCUUGAACUGAGAAAGAUCCAACCAAGCUUCAGAUCUGCAAUGGGGACCACCGAGGAGAAAGGUUCAGAGCCUGCAGCUUUGCCACCAUCAAAGGAUCAAGGGUUGAUAGAGAAGGAGCCUGCAGGGGAGCCGCCGCAAACGUCAGAAACCUCUGACCCUCUCAACACCUACAAGUGGCACACAGGCUCCAAGGGGGAAGCAAGCAACCUGAAGGAAGAAGGAGAUGGAGACGCCGUUUCCUCCGCACCUGCAAUGGAGAAAUACCAGAAGGCCGCCAGCAAUAAAUGGACCAAGAUGCAGAACUGGCGCAAAGCCCUGAGCGAGGACACGGCUGGGGACAAAGGCUCCUCUGGGGGGAAAAACGCAGACGGAACCAAGUCUGAGAAAGGGGCAGCAAGAAAGAACCCCUUCAGACGAGCCCUGUCUGAGCCUCCGGGAUCACUUUUUGCAGCUCUGAGCUCUACCAGCUCAGCUCAGCCAGCGUCCUCCACAUCUUCUGCUGCUGCCUCUGAGGCCUCAGGAGCCUCAUGUGCUGACCCCUCGCAGAAAGGAAGCGGAGGAGCGCUCUUCAAGAAAUACCUGUGGAAUGUAACCCAGAAGCUGAAGAGGCCGAAGCUGCAGACUCGCAGCAGCACUCCGACGUUGUCAGCAGAUCUGCGUGAGGUUGACGCAACAUCCGAGGCCUCCACUGAACUUCCCAGGCAACAAUGGGCGCCCCCUCAGGAGGUCCCCCUGUGGGACAUCUGCAACUGCAUCCUUGAGGAUGGACAGAUUCUCAUCUCUCAGGAAGACGAGCCGACGACAUGGAUCCGGAACCGGGUCAGCAGCUGCUUGUCCAACCCCAGCAUGCAGAACCUCGUGGACAUCGACUCAGAGUGCAGCCCUGACCAUGGGGGCCCCUCGGGCAGCAGUCGGCCAAAGAGCCAGGAUGGCGGAGUGAAGGGGAUGAUCAAGCGGCGCCUGGAUAAGGUCAAAAGGAACAGCACCUCCCAGCUGAUCCCAGCAGGACUCAAAGGAAGCAGGUAUGGUUCCCGGGAGUCUGUUUCCAUCCCAGUCGGCGCAGUUGGGAGUCUGGAUCUGAGCGCUGACACCAGCAUGGUCAUCAGGCCCGUCCACGGCUCCAUUUUAGGGGAGAAGUACUGCUUUGAGGUGAUCAGCACGGAGAACACCCACUGCUUUGGCUGUUCCUCGGCAGCCGAGCGGGACCGCUGGAUUGAAGACCUAAGAAGGGCAGCUCAGCCCAACAAGGAUAAUAUUGAACGCACUGAGAACUCCCUGAGUUUGUGGGUAAACGAAGCCAAGGAUCUGCCCCCCAAGCAGCGUUACUACUGCGAGGUACACCUGGACGGGACCCUGUUCGCACGCACCAGCAGUCGUACUGUUGGCAAGGCAGCUAACCGCUCCAGCAUGCCGGGGGACGCCUCUGCCAAGUCUUCAGGAGGGCCAGGGGCCGGUGGAAGUGGGGUUGGAGGGUGUCAACUCUUUUGGGGGGAAUUCUUUGAGCUCGACAACCUGCCCUCCGUUUCCCAAAUCAGCCUGCACCUUUUCCGGGAGGACGACCCAAAGAAAAAGCGCCAUUCCAAGGAUGAGUCAAGCCUGCACCCACUGGGCAGUGUGGCGAUAUCCAUCGCUGAUGUUCUGGGAAGGACCUACCAGGAGAAAUGGUACCCCAUUGUUCCAUACAAAGCUUCAGGCACAGUGGCGACCAAAGAGCUGCUGGGCCCACAGGCCUCUCUCCGCAUCAAGGCCCGCUUCCAGAAUUUGAAAGUGCUGCCCAUGGAAAAAUAUAAAGAGUUUGCAGAGUAUGUGACGGUGGAUUAUGUCGAAAUGUGCAAAAACUUGGAGCCACUUCUGAAUGUGAAGGAGAAGGAAGAGUUGGCAGGAGCUCUGGUUCAUGUACUCCAAAGUAUCGGCAAGGCCAAGGAAUUCCUUAUUGACCUGGGCAGCGCAGAGGUGGAACGACUUGGAGAGAAGGAAGCGCUGAUCUUCAGAGAGAACACACUAGCUACUAAAGCCAUAGACGAAUACAUGAAGCUGGUUGGCCAGAAGUACCUCAUUGACACACUAGGAGACUUCAUCACUCGACUUUACACCUCGGUGGAGAACUGUGAAGUCGAUCCACUUAAAUGUCCUGCGGCUGACCUGUCAAAUAACCAGAGACACCUGAGAUCCGCCUGUGAGGAGGUGAUGCAGAAGAUUAUUGAGAUCCACGGACCUUUUCCGGAAGAGUUAAACAAGAUCUUCUCCAGUUGGAUGGAGCUGUGUGAGGACAAGGGCAGGGCAGAGAUUGGCCAGCGCCUCAUCUCUGCUUCGCUCUUCCUUCGCUUCCUGUGUCCCGCUGUGCUGAGUCCCUCCCUUUUUGGUCUGAUACAACCCUAUCCAGAGCCCCACACUCUACGCACUCUGACCUUAACUGCCAAAGUCAUCCAGAACCUGGCCAACUUCACACUGUUCGGAGAGAAGGAAGAGUACAUGCUGUUCAUGAACGAAUUCUUGGAGCAGCACUGGGACGGAAUGAGGUUUUUUUUGCAAACGGUCUCCAAUCAAGACACAGAAAUCCCGAUGACAUCUUUCGAUGGCUACGUGGAUCUGCCGUUACGUCUGGCUGUGCUCCACGGCCUUCUGGUGGGCAUCAUCCACACAAAGGACCAGGAAACAAUUGAGAAGCUGCAUCCUCUGCCUUUGAUUCUCAACCACAUAGCUGACUCACUUGGCCCUGAGGCGCCUCGGAUUGUCAUCAACAGCAAUACUGAACAGUCUAAGCCAGUUUAUGUUCCUCCUAAGGACUUGGGCAAGUACAGCCCUCACCAGUCCUCCAUGCAGAAGCUGCCUCUGGAUUCAAAGGGCGUCCGAGACAAGAUGACAGAGCAACAGAGAAAACCGAUCAAGAGAACCCAGAGUGCUCCACACAAACGUCCCAUUCACCCAAAACAACCCCUGAAGAGGCAGAAAAGCUCUGAAACACUGCCGUCACCCGAGCAGGAGUCAACGGCAAUGGCCGACCAACCGCAGGAGGCCAACCAGCCAAGCAUCUCACCACCACAUCCUAGUGGAACUGUCAAGCGGCCGCCAGCACCAGUUCCCUGGAUUAUAGUCAAUCCCAACAGGGAGUCAAGUGAGAUGAAAGCAGAGAACGAGCAGUUCAAUUUACUGGAUAAGCAUGCUCAGGAGCUUUCGGAGCUGCGUCUGGGGAUCGAACAGGUGACAGAGCGGGAGCUGGACAUGGCGAAGCGCCUGGAGGACUUCAUCAUCCAAAGCCAGGACCAGAAUGCGGUGUUGCAAGCUGAAGUCCAAGAGUUGAGGAACCUGCUAGCUGUAAGAGAAGAACAGCUGGCUAGCGCCACCUUCAGAUUGGGGGUGAUUGAAGAGGAAAGAGAAGAGGAUGAGAGGAAGUUAAAUGUUGCUGUUGCAGCAGCCGAGAGAAUGAAUGUGCUGGAGGAGCAGUUUGCAGGCCUGAUGAGGGAUCUGCAGCAGCUGACAGAAGCAUCCAAGAGCGGCCAGAAUAACACACAGCCCCCCGACAAACAACACAUCACCAGCAACUAAAUCUUUGCAGAGAGAACUUGUUCAAUUAGGUCACUUUUAGAGGGAAAACAAAACAAAAAAAGCCUGAACUGUGUUUUAACAUCUGUGAUUUGUAUAUAAGAUGCUUUCAGGAAGCGGAUUUACAGGCAGCUGUGACUCUCUGUUUCAAAUAUGAAGGGAACGUCCACUGUCUUAAACAGGAAGUUUGAGAAACUCAGUAAGUUUUAUGUAAAAAUAGGUAGAGAAAAGUUGCAGCUCAUUGUGGGAUUUCUUUUAUUCUUUUUUUUACUUUUCACUUGCUGAUAAAGAAAAAAAAAUACCCAUUGAAGCGGAAAUACAGGCUUAAAACAGGUGGACAGAAAAAAUUAUUUAGUUGUACGGAUGACAGGAGGAUUAUGUUUUGUGUAUUAUUUGUGACCAAAUUUAGAUUUUUUUAAACCUGUAUGAGUCAUGUAAUAAUGUCAGCUUGAGAUGCUGGAGAUUUCCCAUAAUGCAGGUGAAAUGUGAAUGGAUUCCAAACUGCAGAAAAAACACUUGCAGGAUUUGUGACAUCUGUUUUGGCUUUUGUACACUUGAUUCAUAUGUGGUUGACAUGGAAAUACCUUUGGAAAUAAAAAAAAACAAUAUAUUGUU
Oryzias latipes (Japanese medaka) is the source of this 4532-nucleotide messenger RNA. RefSeq names its product RAS protein activator like 3 (gene rasal3). Gene Ontology annotation, biological process: regulation of GTPase activity. NCBI's taxonomy places the organism in Eukaryota, Metazoa, Chordata, Actinopteri, Beloniformes, Adrianichthyidae. The record is from RefSeq and is a predicted model, not a curated record.